Molecule: messenger RNA, 690 nt
Organism: Penicillium argentinense
Lineage: Eukaryota; Fungi; Ascomycota; Eurotiomycetes; Eurotiales; Aspergillaceae
Exons: 1
Coding region: 1-690 (229 amino acids)
Source: RefSeq, a predicted model, not a curated record
AUGAAAACCUCUCCCGCUUCUCCCAACCGCAAAUCAAACUCAUCCUCUUUCAGCAACUCCGCCAAGUCCUCAUCCUCAGCUUCGACCAACCCACCACAACCGUUACCACCAACCUUCCAUCCAAACUUCCUUCCAUUUAUAAACCACCUCGCCCAACCCCUCAACCCGAUGGUGAAUUCCAUAACUGGCGAAGCAGCCCCAGGGUGGCCUGAAAAUGUCCUGCAAUAUCACCUUCUUUCCGAGAACCAACUAAACAACUUAGCCCGAUUUUUCGGGCAAGUGUUCCCAGCAAAUACCACCACUCAUUCCUACCCGCGAACCUUCCGACCAUGGAUCGGCGCUCCAGACGAAGACUCAACAAGCAUCGAGAGAAAACGAAGUUCCUUUGGUUAUUUCAUCGGUCUAUAUGAUUACAUCCCUUCGGAGGUUGAACAUUUUACAGCGCGCCUGGCGCGACCUUUGCUUGAGCAUCCGCUUUCUAUAAAUCUGGGCCCCGCGGGACAGCGACAGACACAACCUGAAUCUUACCCGGGUCAAGAUAAUGCUCGAAAUUUAACACGGCCUGAGAAUGAAGCUGAGAGCGCACACUCGCAGAGUGUAAUGGAUGUGAUGCUGUACAUGGAGCGGGAGUGGCAGCUUGCGAUGGCGCGGGCGCAGGCGGAGCAGGAGAAUAGGUUGGCGCGGAAGUGA